AUGAACGUUUUGGGUACAUCUUGGUUCAGACAGUUGUCGGCCAUCAGCCCCAGAUCUGGUGUGUCCAUCAUGAGGACUUUCAGUACUACUUUGCCAGUGCAGGCUCGCAACAAAAAUGACAAAUUCUACAAGAUCUUGAAAUACGUCAAGCCUAUAGACACCACUGUGUACGAAGCUGGCCAGGAGCUUCCGGAAGGAGUGAAGAUACCUACUACUAGACCUCAAUUCCCCCAAUACAGGUAUGAGGCCAUGUUUUUCAAGAGGCAAAAUAGAGGUUUGUUUGGUGGUGUACAGCGUAAGAGAUCCAAGACCUGUUCCGAGAGUGGAAACAAGGGUUUGAGAGUACACUUGCCUAACAUCCAGAAGACCAAAUUGUGGUCAGAAACAUUGCAAAAGUCCAUCCCCAUAAAAGUCAGCACUAAGGUGUUGAAAACAAUCACCAAAGAGGGAGGUUUGGAUAACUACUUAACCAAGAACAAGCCAUCCAGAGAAAAGACCUUGGGCUUGAAAGGAUGGCAGUUGAGAUACCAAGUGUUGAAACAACGCGAACUCAACGAAUUGCCUGCUAUCAAGGAUGAGGAGGACAAGAUCCGACAAGUAUUUUACAUCCAUGAAGACGGCAAGAGAUUUGUAGUGGGCAAGAAUAAGUUGUUGAAGGAAUUGUAUCCAUUUGUUAGAAGGGACAGCUACACCCAUGUAAGUCAUGCUGACUUUACUAGAACCCACAACUACUUAAGCAUUGCCGAAGUGGUCAAGAAGUUGGAACAAUAUCCCUUCGAUUUCUCCAAGGUCACCAUAUAA
Molecule: messenger RNA, 801 nt
Organism: Scheffersomyces stipitis CBS 6054
Lineage: Eukaryota; Fungi; Ascomycota; Pichiomycetes; Serinales; Debaryomycetaceae
Product: mitochondrial 54S ribosomal protein bL28m
Exons: 1
Coding region: 1-801 (266 amino acids)
Cellular component (GO): mitochondrial large ribosomal subunit
Molecular function (GO): structural constituent of ribosome
Source: RefSeq, a predicted model, not a curated record